GGGAGAAGGCAAAAAAAAAUCCCCGGAUUGAAAUCACCGCCAUUGGAGAAGAGGAGAGCGGCCGCCGGAGCCCCGAGACAAUCCCCGGCCAUCCUCCGCCUGACAGCCCGUCCGACUCCGCCAUGAGACCGCUCCACAAGCUCUGCCUACUGCUGCUCCUCGCCUGCCCGCUCACCGCGCCCCGAGGGCCCUUUGUAGCUGCAGAUGACCCAACGGAGGAUGAGGAGGGUAUAGAUGAUUCUGUGGUGGAAGAUGAAGAUGAUGAAGCAGAAAUAGAAGAGGAUGAGCCAACAGAUGUUAUGGAAGAUGAAAAGGAUGAAGAGGAGGAAGAAGAGGAAGAUUUGACAUCUGGGGAACCAAAAGCUUCUCCUAAUGCUGACACAACAAUCCUGUUUGUGAAGGGAGAUGAUUUCCCAGCGAACAACAUUGUGAAAUUCUUAGUUGGUUUUACCAACAAGGGCAAUGAGGAAUUUGUUGUGGAAUCCUUGGAUGCCUCAUUUCGCUAUCCUCAAGAUAAUCAGUUCUACAUUCAGAAUUUUACAGCUCUUCAACUGAAUACAGCCGUGCAGUCUCAACGCCAGGCUACAUUUGAGUACUCAUUCAUCCCUGCAGAACCUAUGGGAGGCCGCCCAUUUGGAUUAGUCAUCAACCUCAAUUACAAGGACACCAAUGGCAAUGUGUUCCGUGAUGCAGUUUUCAACCAGACUGUGACGAUCACUGAACGAGAGGAUGGACUAGAUGGAGAAACAAUCUUCAUGUAUGUGUUUCUGACUGGUCUGGGCUUGCUUGUUGUGGUUGGUAUCCACCAGCUCCUAGAAUCUAGAAAGAGAAGGAGACCAGUUUCUAAGGUAGAGAUGGGUACAUCCAACCCCAAUAAUGUUGACAUGAGUUGGAUUCCUCAAGAAACUCUAAAUCAAAUCAUGCAGAGUAGACGAGAUAAAGCUUCCCCAAGGAGGUCGCCCCGUAAGCGAGCAACGAGAACUGUUGGUUCAGACGAGUAACUUUAGUUUUUACCGUCAGUGUUUUAUCCUGUCCAUUUUGUUGAGCCAUGGGGAUAACACAGAAAUGCCAUUUAAAACGUAUCAAAUUGAAAGAGAAAUCAAUGGACUGAGACGCAAAACCAUUCAAGAAUACAUAUUUGUGGACUAAAGAGCUCUUCAGAAAAAUGUGCACUGUUGUAAUUUAGUUUACAAGAGAAUUGUUUGUUUUAAUCAUUUCAACUUGUUUUGGGCUUUUACAACUGGUCUUAAUUCUUGGACAACCUAAAGUGACAUAAUUCCACAGAGAAUGUUUGUUUCCAGCCAUCUAUCUACUUUGUUUGUGGAUAUUUUUAGAAAUGAGAAAUACUCACAAAGAUUCUGAUUGGGUGGCUAAAUGCCUUUUGCUUUCUGAUCUUUAAAGUGGCUGCCUGUUCUGACAUCUUGAUCUGUUUUUGUGGAUCUUGCAUAGACUAUUUCAUGUAAAUGGUUUAGGAUGAUACUUUGUGAUUUUGUUUUUGAUAUAUGCAUACCUGAAGUGAAUGUUGGCUGUGGACAUGUGGGCAUCUUUCUCCCAUUUUCUAAACUCUUGCGAUUCAUUAUUCCUGGACCAGUGAAAGAGUAUUCCUGAACCAUGGAAGAGAAACCAUUGUAAAGACUUUGAUUUUUGCUCCACUGUUACACUAAUCCCAUAACAGUGAAAGGAAUGGAAAUGUAAACGAUUGUAUCUCCCGAAACUAAACAUAGGCUGUUUCUGAUAGUUUUGUAUUCUCACCUAUAUCUGAAUGAGGAUUUUGUAUGGUUUUGUCAAUAACUUGGAAUUCAUGGAGGUUGUUUGGUGAUUCAAGGCUGGAAAUGGCAAACGUAGCUUACAAAUUGAAAACUGUCAGUAAUUACUGCAAAAUAUACUUGAACAAAGUUCACAAAUUUAGAUCUGCAUUAAGAGCUUUUCAACAUCAAAACGAUUAUGGAAAAGAAAUGGCUUUUUUUUAUAUAAGUGGCUAAGAAAACAUUAAAGUAAACAAACUGAGGUACCAUAUACCUUGCUCAUUUAUUUUUCCUGAAGGUUUUUCUUGUUUUCAAUGAGAGAUUCCUUCAUCAAAUGUUGUUGUUUUGCAUUGCAGAGUGACCAGCCAAUGUUUAAUGUUUCUUCUUCCUUAACCCUCCUUCAAUUCCCUCCAUAUUCCACUCCGGGAGUCCCGAGUAGUGUCUUGGCAAAAUAUUUUUUUAAUUUAAUGGAGUGGUGGUGGAAUACGUAUCAUGAAUUGAUACUGGGAUUUGCAGGAUUGUGGUGUGAAUUGUUUUGUGUGGCGAUAAUUUGCCUCAAUCACAUUCUUUUGGGGGUUAAACUACUUGUACUCCUGUGAAUGAUAUGUUUAAGAAUUAAUUUCUAUUUGUUUUUCAUCCUCGAAUGCACAGCAGAUAAUGCUUGCAUUUAUGCUAUAAGCCUGAUCCAGCUACUUAGCAGGAAAAAUGAUUUUAAAAAUAGCAUUACAACUGCACCUCAAUGUGUUUAUGCUUUCAUUCUCAAUACUGCUUUCUUGCCUUCUGGAGCUAACCCCGCCUCCCUUCCUCUAUUGAUUUAUGUUGUUCUUGACAUAAGUUUGUCUUCAUCUAUAUAAAACAAAAACUUCCUGUGA
Messenger RNA from Callorhinchus milii (elephant shark), 2617 nucleotides. It is a transcript of the gene ssr1, whose product is annotated as signal sequence receptor, alpha. The transcript has 10 exons. Bases 123 to 1001 code for a protein of 292 amino acids. NCBI's taxonomy places the organism in Eukaryota, Metazoa, Chordata, Chondrichthyes, Chimaeriformes, Callorhinchidae. Gene Ontology annotation, cellular component: endoplasmic reticulum membrane; endoplasmic reticulum. The record is from RefSeq and is a predicted model, not a curated record.